AUGACAUUCAAACUUGUUAAUUCAUUUAUACUAAUAGUUUUAACUAUCAUAUAUAGUCAAGAGAAGGGCGCAGUACUUGGCAGAUGCCCAACUUUGGAAUCUGAAGUUAAAUUGUCUUCUCCAAACUCACCUCUACCAAAGGAAAUUCUAACUGACCAACAAGUAACCCCAGUUUCACCCUUAAGUGAAGAUGUUAUCUUUCCUACUGAAGAGUCUUCGAGAGAAGCAGAGGAGGUUUUGGAAGGCUCAGAAGUUCUAUCUCCUGUAGUUGGUAUCGAAGUUUCUCCAACUCCUAUUGAGACCUUAUAUCCUUGUGUAGAUCCAGAUUGUUUGGAACUUACUACAUCCCAAGUUAGUGUGAAAGAUUUGGUAAGAUACUAUGAAGUUAUGGGAUCUGAGUUAAGAAACAUAAGUACAGAAGCUAUAACUCGUGAUAAUGUAGCUAAACUAGUGGACUUAUUUGAAUCAGGACAACAUGAUAUUGUUGAAAUUUUGGAGAGUCCCACUUUAACUGCUUUGAGAAAUGGGGAAUUUACAAAUAAUAAAGAAGAAGAAGAACAUGUUGAUGAGAUUGUAAUAGAACCUCCAACAAAAGACAAGGUUGGGGAAUUAGUAAAAUAUUUCGAGGAAUUAGCUGUUCAGGAUGAUUUAACAAGCAAUAAAAGUGAAUACUUCGUAGCAAGAAUUAUAGACUUGAUUGAGGAGACUAAAGAAGAGGAACUAGCUCAGGUUCAGGUUCCUCGAGAAAUGGUCUUACGUCUAGCUUCUGCUUGGGAUAAUUUGGCACACAGAGAUACCAAGGUGUUAUCUCCAAUUGCAUUAGAAAUGGGUUAUACAUUCAAUGAUCUAUGCAGAGAUAAGUUGGCAAAAUGUAUGGAGUUAUAUCUAGACCAACAACCAGUAGUAGAAUCAGCAUAUCCUCCAAUUGUAUCUCCAUUAAAAACUGUAUCUGAAGUAGUGGUAACUAGGAAGGGUGGUUUUCAGGUUACUGCUCCUAAUAAGCAAGAAGCUAUAAGUGCUGUUAUUAGUAAUGCUAAUGCAGCUACAGGGAGGAACUUUCAACCAGAGGAUGUAGAAGUUAAGAGAGUUUUUAGAGGAUCUUAUCUUGAUACUGAUGAAUAA
This is a messenger RNA of Cryptosporidium muris RN66, 1122 nucleotides long. RefSeq lists its product as uncharacterized. The coding region runs from base 1 to 1122 and encodes 373 amino acids. The record is from RefSeq and is a predicted model, not a curated record. NCBI's taxonomy places the organism in Eukaryota, Apicomplexa, Conoidasida, Eucoccidiorida, Cryptosporidiidae. The transcript has a single exon.